Messenger RNA from Amborella trichopoda, 651 nucleotides. NCBI's taxonomy places the organism in Eukaryota, Viridiplantae, Streptophyta, Magnoliopsida, Amborellales, Amborellaceae. The record is from RefSeq and is a predicted model, not a curated record.
AUGGGGCCCUCACAGACCUGCACCAGACGCUUCAUCUUCAAAAACCGUAACCCUAGACAGUUAUCCUCCAUGCUUCUCCCUGUAACUUCCUCUAAAACACGUACCACUCUUUGCAAAACCCAACAAUUUCUUGACUCCAUCAACGCUCUCUGUGACCAAGGCCAAUUGGACCAGGCCAUAACACUUCUGCAAGAAACAGAUCAUCAGGCCAUUAAAAAGAGGUUUCCAGCUUACUCUUGCCUUCUUCAAGCUUGUUCUGAAUCAAUGGCGGCCUCGCUAGCCCAAAAGGUCGAAACCCACAUGGUCAAAACCAGUUUUCCCCAUUGCCUCUUCUUAAACAAUAGACUCAUCGAUAUCUAUUGUAAAUCUGGUUAUAUUAGAGAAGCUCGUAAAGUGUUCGAUGAAAUGUCUGAGAAAGACCUCUUCUCGUAUAAUACAAUGAUUCACGGAUAUUGUUGUUUUGGCCUGUUGGAUGAUGCACGCCAAGUUUUUGUUCAAAUGCAUGAGAAAAAUCAGGUUUCAUGGGGUAUCAUGAUUGGUGGGUAUGUGCGCCAUGAAUAUGCAUUUGAAGCUCUUGAAAUGUUUGUUGAUAUGAAUCGAAGUGGACUUAAGCCUGAUCCAAUUAUUUUAGUUGCAGCCCUUCGUGCUUCA